Messenger RNA from Kluyveromyces marxianus DMKU3-1042, 1740 nucleotides. RefSeq names its product Snx41p (gene SNX41). Lineage: Eukaryota; Fungi; Ascomycota; Saccharomycetes; Saccharomycetales; Saccharomycetaceae. The record is from RefSeq and is a predicted model, not a curated record. The transcript has a single exon. Gene Ontology annotation, molecular function: phosphatidylinositol binding. Gene Ontology annotation, biological process: retrograde transport, endosome to Golgi. Bases 1 to 1740 code for a protein of 579 amino acids.
AUGAAUGUAUUCGAUGGCUCUGAAGAGGAAGAUAACAAUCCUUUCAGUGGAACUACGCAUCUUUAUGCUUCAGGGAUUGCGGCAGUGACGGAUGCGAGAGAUGAUUAUGACUUCCCAGAGCCUGCACUGAACUUUGAAAGCAAUAGUGAUUCAAAUAUAGAGCAUUCAAGAACCGAUGUACCAAAUGUAAUAGCGGAAGCAGAUGAGCGGGAACUAGAUGUAGAAGAUGACACAUUACAUUCAUGGAAGUUUGCAACCUCCGAGUUAUCAAGAAAUAGCGUUUUUGAGACAUCUUAUAUGAACCUUUCACACGGGGAAGACGCACCAGAAGCUAUACGCAUCAUAGACGCAGGUCAAUAUAAAGAUGGAUACGGUAAAUAUGCUAUUGGAUACAAAAUUGAAUUUGGCGGCAUCGUGGUUACAAGGAGGUAUUCAGAAUUUGAUUCAUUAAGGCAGUCUCUCUGUAGGUUAUUACCAACGAUUAUUAUUCCUCCAAUUCCUUCUAAACAUCCAAUUAUCAAAUAUAUCUUUAAUCCUUUACACGUCGAGAAAGAUAUCAGAACUAUUAAUAGGAGGCAACGACUACUUGCGAGGUUCUUGAACAAUUGUCAUAAAGUACAAGAAAUAAGAGAUCAUGUAGUAUUUCAAAAGUUUUUGAACCCCGAAUACUUUUGGAAAGAAGUUUUGAGCUCACCCCCUAUUUCAAUUUUGCCAAUGAAUAAUCUAUUAGCCCCUCCUUUAAAUCCAACCAAGCCUAGUCCUCUUCACUUACUGUUACCAACCCCUAGUACCUUAACAAUGCACAGGAGGGAUGAGCUAAUAGCGGCAAAUGAUGAAACAGAAAAGAAGUUCGUAAAAUACAACUCUGAUCUUGUAAAGCUUAAAGAAAUUUUACAACCUUUACACAAAACUGGUAGAAAUAUCAGAACGAACAUACAGAAUUAUUCUAACGUCUUAUCUGAACUUGGCGCUUACUUCAAUGCUUACAGUUUGGAAAAUAGCGUGUUUCAAGUUGUAUCUCUUAUUGAUCAGAUGAACAGAUUAUCGAUGGGAAUUGAGAAGAUUGGCCAAUCAAUUGAUGUGAGUUAUGUUAGCACAGAACUAUUGAGCGAGGGUAUUGUUUUUAUUCUUGAGGAAAGAACGAAGGAAAUGCUUCAAUUUAUUCACGAGGCACAGAGAGUAUUGCAGUUUAGAAACUUCAAGCAAGAGCAAUACUAUACUAUAGAGAAAACAAUAAAAAAGAGACAGCUCCGAAUCAAGCAAUUAAAGGAAGCCGAUGAACAAUCCAUAAGACUCGGUGAAGCUUUGAAACUGAAUGCCGAAGAAUCGCCUACAGUCGCCCAAGCACUUGAGUCGAUUUCGCAGAAUUCGACCAAGAAACAACCUACAGAUCCACAAUUUAUUGAUAUUAUAAAGUCAAAAAUACCAUCAAAUGGAAAAUCACCCUCGUCAUCGUCUUCCAAUGAACUGGAACCUCAUUUGUUAACACAAGAUGAGAGGGCUUCUCAGGUAAACAAGUUAGAAAGGGAACUAGAAAAGCUACACGAAUGUUUUAGACUCAUUGAAAAGGACCUGCAACAAGUUAAUAAAUCAAUGCAAGGUUCUUUAAACCAUCUUGAUGAAUACUUCAAGGAAACCUGGCAUAUGAUACUUCGUGACCUCUGCCAUCACAUUGUGUCCUGGUUGAAGGAUUGCUCCCAAUCAUGGCACAGCACAAAACAGGCAAUAGAUAGUAUAUAA